AGUCGGAGUUAGUCUAAUGCAAAACGUUAUCACGACAUCUUCCGUCAACGAUGUUUCGAAUCACCUUUGCCGCCUGUUUCGCUAUCGUCGCUCUGGCGAUAGUCUCGGCCGAGGAACUCUACUCCGACAUACACGACGACAUUGACGUGAUGGGAAUUCUCCAAAACCCCGCGGUCCGCAAAACUUACUACGACUGCUUCAUGGAUUUGGGACCAUGCGUUACCGAGGACGCGAAAUUCUUCAAAGCACAUUUUCCGGAUGCAGUAGCCAGUCACUGCCGUAGAUGCACGGUAAAGCAGAGGGAGCAUUUCGACACCGUGGCUGUAUGGUACACCGAAAACGAGCCGGAAGAGUGGAAAACUCUGAUCGCCAAAGGCAUCGCGGACGCCCACAGCGGGAAAAUUAUCUCGACACUAUCAACAAUGCUCCGUAUCACGUUUCUUGUCGGUUUUGCCAUCGCCGGUUUGGGAAUGCUCGCAGCCGAGGAACUUUACCCCGAUAAGUACGACGACAUUAAUGCGACAGAAAUUCUUCAAAACGAUCGCCUCCGUAAUCAGUACUACAAGUGCUUCAUAGGCUCGGGACCCUGCAUUACCGCCGAUGCUGUAUUCUUCAAAGGAUUCUUUCCGGAGGCAGUAUUAACGAAGUGCCGUAAAUGUACGGAAAAACAAAAAAAGACUUUGAAUAUUUUGGUGGAAUGGUACGCCAAAAAUGAGCCGGAACAGUGGAACGCCCUUGUCGCCAAAUUUCUUCAAGAUGUCCAGAAGAAUAAAAAUUGAAGAAGCAUAUUUACUCAAUGAGGGAAAUGAACGCGGAUGCUGAAAAAAUAUGAAGUGAAAACUUUGUAUUUCCGUCGCAAAUGUCUUCGGUCGUUUUUAAAACAUGCAUGUAGAAUUUGUUAACACUGUUAAAUUAUUUGUUAUUAUGGUUUUGUUAAAACGUACGAUAUUAUAAAUACGAUAAAUAAAAUAUUUACCCACGGAGA
Molecule: messenger RNA, 985 nt
Organism: Neodiprion fabricii
Lineage: Eukaryota; Metazoa; Arthropoda; Insecta; Hymenoptera; Diprionidae
Exons: 4
Coding region: 51-779 (242 amino acids)
Source: RefSeq, a predicted model, not a curated record